CUGAUCAAGAGUGAGCGCAGCCAGAUACAAGAGAGUGUGAGAGCAGCCUGUCCCGAAGUGUGUGAGAGCAGCCCGUUCAGGAGAGUGUGUGUGGCAUGCUGAAGAGGAUGAGUCCGUGGACGCGGCGGUCAGGAAAGGAGGGGAGGGAGCCGCUGGUCACUGAUGAGAAGAGCCUGGCCAUGGAGGGCAGUCCAUCGCUGAGGGGGUCUAGGGCACAAAGGCCCCUCCCCUCGGACAAACAGGCCGCCUCAGGAGCAGAUGACCUCAGCGAUGACGAGUGGAACCGCAGGGUUCUGGCGGUUCUCAGGGAGUUCCUGGGUUCCCCGGGCGUGGACUCCCUGUCGGUGCAGGAGCUGCUGUGUGAGUGGAGGAGGGGGCGGGCGGAGCAGCGCUGGGGUUCCGCUCUUUGGCUCCGUCAGUUCCAGCAGCAGGUGCAGAAGUCAGUGGAGCGGCACUUCCCCUCUCUGCCUGCAGAGGUCAGUGCUGAGCAGCAGCCCCCCCAGCCCAGCACCUACCUGAGGCAGGUACAGGAAGUGCUGCAGAGGGAGCUGCUGCGAUUGGCUCCUGUGCUCAAGGAGGCGGGGCUGCUUGGUACUGUGAUUGACAGGUACCACACCCACACAGUCAGCCAGCUGCAACUGCUGCUGCAGAAGAACUUGGAUAUGAACCAGACAUUCACACUACUGGAGUGGACACUACACACCUACCUGAGUGACAGCAUGCUGUGGCAUGCUGAGUUGGCUGCUGAUGUCCAGGUUGCUGCUGAUCUGCUGCUGCUCACUGAGUGGAUCCAGAAGGCCAAGAGCAAACUCCUCAACGUCACACAGUUUUAUGUAGCAGGCUGCCUGCAGCGCAUCCUGAAGAUGGAGGAAGAGGAGGUGGAGUCACGUGACUACAGUGAUGAAGAGGCCUUCAUUAGACUCCCUCUGGACGUCACACAGUGCCUGAAGGCUGUGGCCCGGAGAGCAGAAACUGUCAGUAAGUCUCUUCUCGGGGAGAUCAAGAGGAUCAAUAAUUCAGAGCUUCAUACCUUCAUACACAGGUUUAUAGACCUGCAGAGGAGGAGGAUAGGUGAUGGAGAGGGAGGGGUGCUACACCUGUUCUGGACUAUCAACACCUGCAGGCUGCUAGCGGUGCAGUUAGCCUCUGAGGCUCAGACUGAUGCUGCUUCUCCUGCUGCUGAUGCUGUGAAUCUCUUAAAGGAGCUGGAGGCACAAGCCACCAAACAGCUGCUGCACACAGCCACACGCAACACAGAGGUGUGUUUGCGGAGCUACUUCAGAGGACACACACACCUGCAGCAGCUGCUGGGCGAGAUGAAGAGCCAGUUCAAGAAUCUGCCCACGGAGUGUGACACACACAAGGUUGUCAUGGACGCAGUCUACAGUCGGAUUGUGUCACUGUACCUGCAGCAGCUGUUGCUUAGCAACCGUACUCACCUGGAGAAGAGGUGGGGCGAAGUGGGCGUGGCCAUUAGGGAGGAUGCAGAAGAGAUGCAGAAAGUCUUCUCUCAACAGAAUGGGGGUGUGGAACAGAAGAAUGAGCUCCUGCUGAAGGCUGCUGAGAUUGUGAGCUGUGAGGAUGUGGAGGCUCUGAAGAUCUCCUGCCUGGAACUCAGCACAGACUACCCUGACGUCAGCAAGAAGCAGCUGAAGAAACUGCUCCGUUGGAGAGGCGGGUUGUCACGGCAACAGUUGAAGGCUGUCAUGGAGAUAACAAGAAUGACGGAGUCGCCAAGACAACAACGCUGGACCUGCUGCUGUUGGUGUUGCUGAGCCUGGCUUUGUGGAUGCCAGGGUAACCAACAUCAACAUCAAGAGGAGCCUCCAGAGUUACACACACACAUUUACACAAACACACACACACACACACACACACACUCCUGUGCAGUCCCAACUGUCUGUUCACAUGUCAACUGCCACAUUUCCCCAUUUAUAUAGAACAAUUAUUUAUAUUUUUCAAAUAAAAGAAAAACUAAAAA
Messenger RNA from Sardina pilchardus (European sardine), 1981 nucleotides. Its product is annotated as exocyst complex component 3-like protein. The transcript is spliced from 11 exons. Lineage: Eukaryota; Metazoa; Chordata; Actinopteri; Clupeiformes; Clupeidae. Gene Ontology annotation, cellular component: exocyst. Gene Ontology annotation, molecular function: SNARE binding. The coding region runs from base 96 to 1775 and encodes 559 amino acids. The record is from RefSeq and is a predicted model, not a curated record. Gene Ontology annotation, biological process: exocytosis; exocyst localization.